ACCGCGCAUGCGCUUAUUUUUGACAAGCGCACUUGUCAAUCAUGCGCAAUGAGAGCUGCGCAGUGGCCCAGCCCACGUGUGUAAAGGUGCGACAUGGCGGAAGGUGUAGCGGCGGCGGAGCUGGCAGUGUUCAGUGAGGAUGGCUCCAGACUCGCCGUUUGCUCUCUCGACGGAGAGCUCAAAGUUUGGAGCGUCGCCACGCGGACUCUCGUGUCCCGAUUUACGCCUGAAGACGCGAGAGGCGGCGCCAUUGCGACCGCCUCGUGGAGUCGGGUUCUUCCAAAACAUCGGAAGUCGGGGCAGAAGAUAGCAGUGGCAGUGAGUUCAAAGGUCGUGGUAUGGAAUGCAGCCAAGGGAAGAGAGGAAUGUGUUCUGUCUGGAGUCCAUUCCAGUGGGGUGAGUGGUUUGGCAUGGGGACCAGAGAACUGUUGUCUCUAUUCUGCGUCAGAAGAUAAGCAUGUUGCAGUCUGGGACACCAAGACAUGGGAAUGCAAUCACAAAUGGAAAGCAGACAAACAUGGUGUCAAGUGUAUCAGUUGCCACGGUGAUAGAGAUAUCGUAGCAACGGCUGGUCGGACUAUAAAGUUGUGGAAUUGCGAUGACUACUCCUUGAUAAAGAGGUUCUCAGGACAUGCCACAUCUGUUUCCUCUCUCAUCUUCAUUGGAGAUGGCCUCCUCAUCUCCUGUGCCCGUGACGACCGAGUCAUCUCUCUCUGGAGUUCAGAGGUGAAAGGUUCGGCAGCUGUUGCGUCAUUCACUUGUGAACAAGAAGUCUCCUCUUGUCAUGUGACUGUUACCAUGGGAACAGUUCACGUGGUAGCUCGGACAGUUGAAGGAGUGCUACAUAUGUUCAAAUAUCCACUGACCAAUCAGAUUGCAGCUCCAAUUUCGGCUCACUCCACAGUUCAGUUCACAACAGGAGCAACUAGCAAAGGAGAAACUCCGUCGCCCCUGCCAGUGUUAGCUGUUAGUUUAUCAUCUGAAGGGAUCACCGUAGCUCAUGGAUCUUCCCUAAGACCGAGCAUUGAGACCUUGGGGUGGAGUGAGUGUGAAGGGGGGAGGGUGUGUUUGGUGAGGGAGAAAGCAGCUGGACUCCUGUUGCCUGGUGACGGAGACACCAGAACAAAGAACCACAAGACCCAGUCCCGGCCUGUGACAGUACUGGGUCCAGGUCACAUGACCUCUGAUGGAGAUCACGUGACUCCUUGUCCGGGGGUGGAGCUGACCUCUGACCCCACAGCCGAGGCUCCACUGGGCAGUAGGAUGUCAGGAGGGGGUGUGGCUUCGUGUCGGGAACAAGGAAAGAAUCGAGUGGCGACAGCUGAGUCUCUGAGUCGACUGCUGGGCCAGGCAGUCCAGAGUGGAGACAGAUCUCUCUUGGAGGAGGCCCUCAGAGUGAGGAGGGAGAACAUCAUACGACAGACACUGCGCAGACUUCCCCUCUCCCUCAUCCUCCCUCUCCUCAGACAGCUGGUGAGACUGCUGGAGACAUGUCCAUCUCGGGGUCUGGAGCUGAGUCUGUGGGUCCACCAUCUGCUGACUCAGCACUCUGCCUACCUCAUCACACAGCCUCAGCUAAUGGCAGUCCUUUCCUCUUUCUACCAGGUCGUGCACCCGACCUCUCCUUUUUUGCACGUAGCAUGUCUUUCUUGCCAUGUAUUGCUAUAGUAAUUACCUGGCCUUGAGGCUAAGUGGUGUGGAUGGCCAGUGUUUUUUUUUCUUUUUCGCCACAUUAUUAGUGUUAUUGACUGUGAGAAAUAUAUAUAGUGUGUCCUCUUGUCCUAUAUAGGUACUGGAGACUAGGUCUUCGGUGUACAACAAGCUCUGUAGAAUACAUGGGAAACUGGGUCUCAUGAAUAUUCAUGACCCUGAAGUGGCAGCAGAAAUAGUGACUCAGCCUCUCAUUUCGGCCACACUAGGAGAGGAAGUUCUUGGGCAUGGAGAGAGUUCAGAGCAGAGUGAGGGUGAGGAAUUGGAGAGCGACCAAUCAGAUUCAGAGUCUGACGUUGCCAUGGACACAGAAGAUCAUAAACACCAAGACCUUACAUAAUGCUAUUGUGACAAAUUUAUACCAGCACUUCAAUAACACCAAAAACUGCACAAACUGAUUACUAUUUCUACUAGAGAAUCAGGUGGGGGUGGUCAAUGUUGGGAGACCUUUGACCUCCAGUAGUUAAUGCCCACAAACGUUCCACUGAGACCGAGGAAGAAGAGGUAGAGAGCAGCUGCCCCCCAGCAUGAGUAUGCAGCAUUAGAGUAAGCCCUAGUGACAUCAUCCUCAGCAAAGUACUCGACAUUGUUGAGGGAGCCUAUGCAGUCAUGAUCCUUGUCUGUGCAUUUGUGGAGACCCGUCUCUAUGUCUUCAAACAGAGCCACCGCCUCCAGCUUGAAGAACACUCCCAGGAGACCCUGCACGCACACACACACACACACACACACUUGUGCUAUCUAUUGACAGAGUGGACUAUUGUGAGGGUACAAGAUGUUAGGUCUUUCAGUCCAUUCACUGCUACAACACAACUAGUCCCUUCUCUCUCUCUCUUUCAUACAUUUCCUUGGAAUAAGUCUCACUUCUCCAUCUACCAAGCCAGACUAGAUUACUGGACUAACUCACCAACAUGAUGACGCCCCACGUACUGACCACCAAACAACACAGGGAACACUUGGGUCCACAGAUCGUGAACAGGAUAUUUCCUGCCGUGCUUCCUCCAGCCAUCUGCACCACGGACCCCACCGUUCACUAGCUAUACUGCAACACCAGCGAAUGCAUAUCCUUACCUUCCGCAGCUCUCACAACUCGCUGGUUUCUUUCCCUUCGAACUGCUGAAUUGAAACAGACGGGGUUUUAGGAUAUCAUGUGACGUUA
Messenger RNA from Geodia barretti, 2866 nucleotides. The record is from the annotation of a GenBank genome assembly. NCBI's taxonomy places the organism in Eukaryota, Metazoa, Porifera, Demospongiae, Tetractinellida, Geodiidae.